Cladophialophora psammophila CBS 110553 is the source of this 1737-nucleotide messenger RNA. RefSeq lists its product as uncharacterized. NCBI's taxonomy places the organism in Eukaryota, Fungi, Ascomycota, Eurotiomycetes, Chaetothyriales, Herpotrichiellaceae. Bases 1 to 1737 code for a protein of 578 amino acids. Gene Ontology annotation, molecular function: transmembrane transporter activity. The record is from RefSeq and is a predicted model, not a curated record. Gene Ontology annotation, biological process: transmembrane transport. The transcript is spliced from 2 exons.
AUGGAUCACAAUCACAUAUCCCAUUCGACUUCUCUAACUACGACGCCCACGGUUUCGGACGCCGGCGGCGCUCAGGAGCAUGGCGUUGAGAGAUCAGAGACCAUGUUGACCCGGGCAUCCACUCGUCGGACACUUGAACAUUAUCAAACCAGACCGACGCAAGAUGCCUCGGACUUGCUGGAUUUGCCUUACGACAUCCUCAGCGAUGAGGCCGAUAUGAACGAAUAUUUGGAGGAGACGACGACUGGUGUGAUCCCCAAGAAGACGAUAUCGAGAGUUACCGGAAUGCUUGAGGAGCAUGAAUUGGUAACUUUCAAGGUUGGCGAUCCGGAAAACCCAAAGAAUUGGUCAAAAGCCUACAAAUGGUGGUGCACAAUGGUUGUGGCAUUCACUUGCUUCACUGUUGCCUUUAAUUCCGCUGUUAUCACGGCCGACUUGGAGGGAGUCUCCAAGAGAUUCCACGUCUCGGAGGAAGUUUCCCUCCUGACCAUCACCAUGUUCGUCAUUGGAUUUGGCGUUGGUCCCCUUGCAUUUGCACCGUUGUCCGAACUCUACGGUCGGAAACCAGUCUAUGUCAUCACCAUGGGCUUGGCCGUCAUAUUUGAAAUCCCCUGCGCCGUGGCACAGAACAUUGGCACACUUUUGGUCUGCCGUCUGAUCGAUGGCAUCGCAUUCUCUGCGCCCAUGACCCUCGUCGGUGGCACAUUGGCCGAUCUCUGGAAGAAUGAAGAGCGCGGUGUCCCCAUGGCUGUUUUCUCGGCAGCUCCCUUCGUCGGCCCUGCGAUCGGCCCCUUGGCCGGAGGGUUCCUUGGUGACGCCGCUGGCUGGCGCUGGCUCUACUGGAUCCAACUCAUCCUCGCCGGGUUUUGUUUAGCCAUCCUGACCUUUACCGUCCCGGAAACCUACACCCCAGUCCUCCUGGCCAAACGUGCAAAGAAGCUCCGUAAAGAGACCGGCGACAGCAAAUACGUCACAGAAAGGGACCUCGACACGCGUCCUUUGGCACAACAACUCGUCAUCUUCCUCCUUCGGCCACUGCAGCUACUUUUCCUGGAACCUAUCGUCCUUCUCAUCUCAUUAUACAUGUCUGUGCUCUAUGGCCUUCUCUACAUGUUCUUCGUCGCCUACCCGAUCGUAUACGUCGAGGGAAAGGGAUGGUCUGAAGGUUCUACAGGACUUAUGUUCAUUCCGCUGGCAAUUGGAGUCGUCUGCUCAGCUGUGCUCUCCCCAUUCGUCAACAAGCACUACCUCUCGAUCUGCGCUAAGUAUCCCGAUGGCAAACCCCCCGCCGAAGCCCGUCUCAUACCCAUGAUGCUCUCCUGCUGGCUGAUCCCAAUCGGCCUGUUCAUCUUCGGCUGGACAUCAUACCCGGACGUCUCGUACUGGGGUCCCAUGAUGGGCGGCUUCCCCGUGGGGUUCGGAUUUAUCUUCCUGUACAACUCGGCAAACAACUACCUCGUGGACACCUACCAGCACCUGGCUGCCUCGGCGCUCGCCGCCAAAACCUGCAUUCGAUCCUUCUGGGGCGCGAGUGUCGUGCUGUUCACGGUCCAGAUGUAUCACACUUUGGGGUACCAGUGGGCCAGUUCACUCUUGGCGUUUCUUGCUCUCGCGUGUUGCGCGAUCCCUUACGUCUUUUACUUCUACGGUGCACGCAUCAGGAAGCUCAGUAGGUACGCCUUCCAUGAUGAGGACGAGGUAUCUCCCGUGAGGACGAAGACGGAAGGGGAAGUGUAA